Penaeus vannamei (Pacific white shrimp) is the source of this 1038-nucleotide messenger RNA. Lineage: Eukaryota; Metazoa; Arthropoda; Malacostraca; Decapoda; Penaeidae. The record is from RefSeq and is a predicted model, not a curated record.
AUGGCACAGGCGCAGGCGGUUCUAGUGAAAGUAAUUGCUGAGACGAAAAAAACAAGAAAUACAAAUUCUCAAAAUUCUUUAUCGGAGGAAAAUAUUCUUAUGAGUGUUAUUUUGCCAGUAGUCACCACCCCAAGUCACCACCCAAUCACCACCCCAAAUCACCACCCCAAUCAGUCCCCAAGUCACCACCCCAAAUCACAAACACCACCCACACCCUCAACCACCCCAAGUCACCACCCCAAGUCACCACCCCAAGUCACCACCCCAGUCACACCCCAUCACCACCCAAAGUCACCACCCCAAGUCACCACCCCAAACCCACCACCCAAGUCACCACCCCAAGUCCAAGUCACCACCCCAAGUCACCACCCCAAAUCACCACCCCAGUCACCACCCCCAAGUCCACCACCCCAAGUCACCACCCGGUCACCACCCCAAGUCACCACCCCGUCCCCACCCCAAAUCACCCACCCGAGUCACCACAAGUCCACCCGAGUCCACCACCCCAAGUCACCACCCAAAUCACCACCCCGAGUCACCACCCAAGUUCACCACCCAAGUCACCACCCCAAGUCACCACCCCAAGUCACCACCCCAAGUCACCACCCCAAGUCACCACCCCAAAUCACCACCCCAAAUCACCACCCCAAGUCACCACCCCAAAUCACCACCCCAAAUCACCACCCCAAGUCACCACCCCAGACGUGUGAAAUGUGGAUAGUAACUGCCGUAGAGUUCGCUAAAGGAUGUUGGACCUUGCUGUGGCGGGAAGGUAUUGGGGACUUUCACGCGGCUAGGCAAGGGAUGAUCCAAAGUGUCCACCUCGACAGGCUAGAACCGAGGGCGUGGGCGGCGGGCGUGAAGUUGCGCGUGAGGAGCGAGGGCGGCCGGCCGCGCGAGGAGGGCGGAGGGCUGGAGUCACGGUCAGUGGCCGCCCGCGUCCCGGCAGCUGCUCAGCCCGGGCGUGAGUAUCUCGCUCCGCCAACAGAAAGUGCCUUGAAUGCACACCGAACGAUGACACAAUUCCUCCGCGACUGA